AUGGUUUCCCGUCACACCCGUAUUAUCUCCCUACUCCUCCUGCUGGCCAUCCAUGCCGUAGGAGUUGUUUCGGCCUGGGGCUUCGGCUCGAGUGGCAGUGACUACGACCCAAAAGUACACGCCACUAUGCGUACAAAAGCAGAGUAUGAUCAAUUAGCCGCUCUUACUGGUCAAAAAAAAAUCUUCUCGAGGGGAAAUAAAGAUCUUUCACACGAUAGUCGCUUUCGUGAUAAAGCUUUCGAGCAUGCUAGGGCGCAUGGGGCCAAGCUUGUUGGUAGCGAUGCCCAGGAACUCUACUUUUAUAGCAUCAUCCAACCCGACACCAAGCUGGGCAAGGCCAUGCACCUCAAACGAAAAGUUGGCAAUCACGGAUACGUCAGCGUCCUAUGGGAAUACAACAAGAACUGGGACAAACCCAGUAUCUUUGCUGUCACAAGGGUCAAACCCUUAGAUAAAGUUGAAAAUCCCCCCUUCAAGUGGCCGAUGGAGCCUUACGAAAAAAUACUGCAGAGUUUUCCUAAAUUAUCUGACCUCGGAAAGGACAUCACUGCAACUCUCUAG
Molecule: messenger RNA, 561 nt
Organism: Ustilago hordei
Lineage: Eukaryota; Fungi; Basidiomycota; Ustilaginomycetes; Ustilaginales; Ustilaginaceae
Exons: 1
Coding region: 1-561 (186 amino acids)
Source: RefSeq, a predicted model, not a curated record